GCCUUGUAAACCUAUAUGGACGGGGACUUGGCGAAGGAUCUAGACAGCUGAAAAACGGAAUUAAGGACCGUGGCGUGUGGGAUGGUUAGCUGAGUAUAUGCUCUGGCUAGAACUGAACUUAGGACCAAGGACUCCGUUUGUUUUUAUUAUUGAGCAACGCUGAAAUCUACAACCACGCGCGCAGAUACCUUGUGGUUUACCCUGUUUUUAUGCUUGAGUGUGGGGCGCUAGAUAGCCAUCUCCGUGUUGUAAAAUCUUCAGUGUCCAAAGUGCAUUUUUCCCCCUUCUGGUUUGCAAUCUUUUAGUAAUUUUUUUUUUGAGCGGUGCAAUCUUUUAAUUGGGUGGGUUGAUCAUGGCCGCCAGCACCUGCGGCCUGCGUAAGUCCAAAGCCCAGCCCACGUUGUCUUUUAAGACUUAGCCCAGGCCAUAUAGACUAGUGCGCGGACCAGUCGGUCCAAGCCAACCGAGGAGCCGAAGCGAGGGUCAAAAAGCCCACUGACCCAGCACUCUGCCACGCAAUCCGUUCGGUUCCUCUCCACUACCGAAGUGGAGUUCCCACGCCACGCACGUCUGCCCGUUCGAGUUCAACAGCGUUACUUUCUUAGCAACCGUUCCGUUUCGUUUUUGGGGCCUUCCGACAAGUACGCCGCGCCCUGAAGACUGAAGAAGAUCCACCGGCCCAUCGAUGGGGUCGGACGACGACGACGACUGGCGGUGCCGGCCGCUGGGGUUCCUGAUCGGGCUGCCGUUCGCCGUCCUCUCGCUCGCUCUCUCCCUCGCCGGCGCCCUCGUCUGGCUUCUCGGGUCGGCGGUGAGCUGCGUGUGCCCGUGCUGCGUGUGCUGCGCGGCGGCGGCGAACCUGGCGGUGGAGCUCGUCCAGAUGCCGGUCAAGGUCGUGCGCUGGUUCAUCAGGCUGAUCCCCUGCUAGCCCUGCUAAAUGAGGCUUCUGAUAAAUUAGUACAGCGCCAAGUUCAAAUUCCUUCCUCAUUUUGUAGCAGUAAUUUUCUUGUCUUUUCUUCGUUUAUUACUUCUUCUCCUAGCACGUGUGACGGGAGAGCUUGUCGUCCUAGGGCUUUGAAAGGAAACCAUAUAUGUACUUACGCUGGAGACUUGAGUCCGAACUGAACUACUCCGUAUAUAUCACCUGAACUUCAGAACUUGAACGCCUUUUCUUGUUU
Molecule: messenger RNA, 1178 nt
Organism: Brachypodium distachyon (stiff brome)
Lineage: Eukaryota; Viridiplantae; Streptophyta; Magnoliopsida; Poales; Poaceae
Exons: 2
Coding region: 686-928 (80 amino acids)
Source: RefSeq, a predicted model, not a curated record